GUGGCAGCACCGGCAGAGUGACUGAAAAUUUUGGCAAGCAGACGCGUAAAAACAAACAAUAAAUACGUUUGAAAGGAGAUUAGAAUGGACUUGAACAUGAAACCUUCCCUGGCUGCCGAUGAAAUGUUUUCGGAAGGCCCUGGCUACAUGGAAAUGGACGAGUCUGGCGGUGCCACAGGAAUGAUGAUGGAUCAUCUCCCGGCCAACGAUAAGCAUGUCCACGCCGACUUCUAUAACGACUUCGAUGAUCUGUUUGAUGAAGACAACUGGGCCAAGGUCAAGAGCUCCUCGGACAACGCAAAGUAAUAGGUUUAAGUGAAGCGACUAAUAAAGUUCAAUCAAAACUA
Molecule: messenger RNA, 347 nt
Organism: Drosophila kikkawai
Lineage: Eukaryota; Metazoa; Arthropoda; Insecta; Diptera; Drosophilidae
Product: COP9 signalosome complex subunit 9 homolog
Biological process (GO): negative regulation of protein neddylation
Source: RefSeq, a predicted model, not a curated record